AUGCCUCAGCGUAUUCCAAACCCAGAAAAUAAAUUCUGCAAGCUCAUAAAAUCCCUUUAUGGAUUAAAACAGGCAUUCAGGCAAUGGUUCUCUAAGCUCCAUAAUGAACUUAUUCAGCAGGGCUACUCUCAAUCAAAGAAUGAUUAUUAUUUAUAUCUAAAAAGGAGUGCAGGGUAUCUAAUAGUUGUUGCUGUUUAUAUGGAUGAUAUAAUCAUCACAGGGGAUGAUACUGAUGAAAUUCUCAGAUUAAAGAAGCAUCUUGAUGAUACUUUUAGUAUCAAGGAUCUUCGGAUGCUUAGUUACUUUCUUGGCAUUAAAGUGAAACAUCGGCAAGAUGGAAUUGCCUCAACACCCUUGCCUAUAAAUCUAAAUCUUGUUGAAAAUUAUGGUAAUUUCUGUCCUAAUCCAGCUCUCUACAGGUCACUUGUUGGGAAACUGAAUUUCCUUACUCAUACUAGGCUUGAUCUAUCAUAUGUUAUUCAGACACUUAGUCAGUUUAUGCAUCAGCCUAGGCAACCUCACAUGGAUGCUUUGCAUCAUGUUCUCGGGUAUAUAGCAGGCUUUAUUGGCCAAGGUAUUCUACUGCAGGGUUCUGACUCCUUAACUCUUAGAGCUUAUUCUGAUUCUGAUAAGUGUUUUAUUUGUCCACUUAUUAGGGCAUUUUAA
Chenopodium quinoa (quinoa) is the source of this 666-nucleotide messenger RNA. RefSeq lists its product as uncharacterized. Bases 1 to 666 code for a protein of 221 amino acids. The record is from RefSeq and is a predicted model, not a curated record. The transcript has 2 exons. Lineage: Eukaryota; Viridiplantae; Streptophyta; Magnoliopsida; Caryophyllales; Amaranthaceae.